Molecule: messenger RNA, 472 nt
Organism: Anarrhichthys ocellatus (wolf-eel)
Lineage: Eukaryota; Metazoa; Chordata; Actinopteri; Perciformes; Anarhichadidae
Product: dihydropyridine-sensitive L-type skeletal muscle calcium channel subunit alpha-1-like
Exons: 4
Biological process (GO): calcium ion import across plasma membrane
Cellular component (GO): membrane; voltage-gated calcium channel complex
Molecular function (GO): high voltage-gated calcium channel activity
Source: RefSeq, a predicted model, not a curated record
AUGGAAUGGCCAUGGAUCUUUUUUACCACACUCAUUCUGGUUGGCUCCUUCUUCGUGCUAAACCUCGUUCUGGGAGUGCUCAGUGGUGAGUUCACAAAAGAGCGAGAGAAGGCCAAGUCCCGAGGAGAGUUUCAGAAGCUGAGGGAAACCCAGCAGUUGGAUGAGGACCUCAAGGGCUAUAUGGAGUGGAUAACUCAGGCUGAGGUCAUGGACAAUGACCAGGAGGCACAGGGCCUGCUCAACACAGAAAAUGGAUCAGAGACGGGAAGUGUCAACAAAAUGGACACCAUGCAGAUGAUCAUCUAUUACUAUAAACUGGCUCGUAAGUGGAAUCGUUGGUUACGCCGUAAAUGCAGAGUGUAUGUGAAGUCCAAACUGUUCUACUGGUGGGUGAUCAUGCUCGUCCUUCUUAAUACGCUGGCCAUCGCAACGGAACACCACAAACAGUCCCAGAGACUCACAAACUGGCAAG